Messenger RNA from Malania oleifera, 1742 nucleotides. RefSeq names its product transcription factor GTE1-like. The transcript is spliced from 9 exons. Bases 348 to 1469 code for a protein of 373 amino acids. Gene Ontology annotation, molecular function: protein binding. NCBI's taxonomy places the organism in Eukaryota, Viridiplantae, Streptophyta, Magnoliopsida, Santalales, Ximeniaceae. The record is from RefSeq and is a predicted model, not a curated record.
CGCAAAAAAGCAAUUUUUUUAAUUAAUUAAUUUUUUUAAUUUCAAAAACCCUUCCGGGAAGAACUCGAGACAGGCUAUCUUCUCUGGUUGUCGCUCUCCGCCUCCUUCGCUCGCGGAUUCUGCCGUGCAUUUGCAGGGAUGGCUGAAAUAGCGACGGUUUCGGAGCGUUGAUAUGGGCCAUCGUGAAGAAAAGCAACUCCUUUCUGGUGAAGGAGUUCGGGAACGGCACCGCGAGAGUGCACUUCAGCAAGAACAGAAACAAACUCUACAGCCCCAAACCCUGCAGGAAUUCUGUCCUUGGUCAGAAAGAUUUCAGUCAUUCCCCGUUUGAAUGUCAGGCAGAACCAAUGAAUGCGCCAAUUCAAGAUACCAGAGAUCUGAGACCGCAAAACGCUGAAAAUAAUGUCACAGAUGUGGAUGGUUUUAGACAUCAAGUUGAUGAAAUAUUUUCCAAAGUUGAUAAGCUUGAGCAAAGGUUGAAUGAGGUUGAACAAUUUUAUUCAACUACAAGUAAAAAGCAAUCGAAUGGUUCCAAAGGCAGCUCAAUUAUGAAGGGCAGAGAGAAAGAGAAAAAUAUUCUGGGUAUUAAAAGGCAGCAGCAGGAUGCAUCACAAAGGGAGGCAGCUGCUGCAAAGAGAAUGCAAGAGCUUAUGCGCCAGUUUGCCACAAUAUUCCGUCAGAUCACCCAGCACAAGUGGGCAUGGCCUUUUAUGCAGCCUGUAGAUGUCAAAGGUCUUGGUUUGCACGACUACUAUGAGGUUAUUGAGAAGCCAAUGGACUUCGGUACCAUAAAAAAUCAAAUGGAGGCCAAGGAUGGUACUGGAUAUAAAAAUGUUCGGGAGAUAUUUGCUGAUGUGAGGCUGGUUUUCAAGAAUGCUAUGAAAUAUAAUGAUGAUAGGAGUGAUGUUCAUGUAAUGGCUGAUACUUUGAUGAAAAAACUUGAGGAAAAAUGGCUGCAAUUUUUGCCUAAAGUAGCUGAAGAGGAAAAAAGACUGGAAGAGGAGGAAGCAGAGACGCAGUUGGAAAUGCAGCUUGGUCAGGAGGCUGCUCAUGCCAAAAUGGCAAGGGAUAUAAGUAAUGAGCUUUAUGACAUUGAUAUGCAUUUGGAAGAACUUCGAGAAAUGGUGGUUCAGGAGUGCAGAAAAAUGUCUACUCAAGAAAAAAGAAAACUCGGGGCAGCUCUCACCCAACUUUCUCCCGAAGAUCUCACCAAGGCACUGGAGAUUGUUGCUCAAAACAACCCAAGUUUCCUAGCAGCUGCUGAAGAGGUCUACCUCGACAUUGAUGCUCAGAGUGAAUCGACGUUGUGGAGGUUAAAGGUUUUUGUAAAGAAUGCACUGGCAAUUGGGAAGAGCUCUACAAGCUUGGCUGGGGACAAUGACAACAUCAAUAGCAAUUCCAAAAGAAAAAAGGAAAUUUGUGAUGCUCUUGCCAAGACUGCCAAGAAAAAGAGUAAGAAGCCAUCAUAAUGUUUGAUGUACCAUAGCGUGAUGGAGCUUGAUAUGGAUCAUUAAGCCGCCCUGUUGGUUGCAUUCCCCCUCGAAUAAGCUUUUCUUGGAAAAAAAGUAGGGCAGAGAUGCAUGAAAGUUAUUUUUUCUCUUUGAUAAAUGUACUGUUGCUAGUAGCAAGCCAGCCAACUCCAACUAGUAGAAUUGUGGUUGUGUAUACCAUUGCUACAAUUGAAAGAGGCAACCCUUCUCCUCUCAUAUUUGCCACUAUAAUAUAUAUACCACAUUUGGAAA